This is a messenger RNA of Pyricularia pennisetigena, 312 nucleotides long. RefSeq lists its product as uncharacterized. The record is from RefSeq and is a predicted model, not a curated record. The coding region runs from base 1 to 312 and encodes 103 amino acids. NCBI's taxonomy places the organism in Eukaryota, Fungi, Ascomycota, Sordariomycetes, Magnaporthales, Pyriculariaceae. The transcript is spliced from 2 exons.
AUGUCGCACUUUUUCGCCGCAAUCGAAGACCUCGUCAAGAGCGUCGCAAACCUCUUUGCAGGCAUUUUCAACACCAUCGCCAAUGUAAUCGGGGGAUUCUUGACCAUGAUCGUCAAUUUCUUCUCGUCCCUGGUCAACCUCAUCACCGGCACCGUCGAGGGUCUCGCUCAAAUGGUUGGCGGACUGGGCAAAUUCAUCGCAGGAAACAUCGCCCUCAUUGGAAUUAUCGCCGUCGCGGUCGUUGGAUACCAGCGCUUUGUCCUACAAGGCAACCAACCCAAGCCCAUCACUCAGGCCAAGAAGGCAACUUGA